Messenger RNA from Carassius carassius (crucian carp), 2147 nucleotides. Its product is annotated as photoreceptor outer segment membrane glycoprotein 2-like. Gene Ontology annotation, biological process: visual perception. NCBI's taxonomy places the organism in Eukaryota, Metazoa, Chordata, Actinopteri, Cypriniformes, Cyprinidae. Bases 556 to 1644 code for a protein of 362 amino acids. The transcript has 4 exons. The record is from RefSeq and is a predicted model, not a curated record. Gene Ontology annotation, cellular component: membrane.
CACACACACACACACACACACACACAUCAGUUUUCAUUAGCAAACAAUGCAUUCAGAGUGUUUCACAAUAAUCAAGAACAUCUGAUGUAGAGAAAGAGAAAACUCACUUGGGAAUAGGGCGGGAUGCCAUUAAGCGAUGGAUAGACAUGAAGGGGUGUACAUCUGCACAAAUUGAAAUAAUUUCAGCUUUACUGUGUUUGUAAAGGACCUCUCAUGGCAUCUCCAAACAGUUUGACAGACCUGAGAAGCCACAAAAACAUAAACAGUUUGGAUUUUCCCAAGAUUUUAUUCUGAUAUAGUUCUUCUCACAUUUUAAAUGAAUGAGUUCCAUGAAUGCUUUGUGGAGAUUGUGGUUCAAGGUCUUUCCAUUGAUUAAUACACACUAGCUUAAGAGGUUAAUUGCUGUCAAGCAUGAGUCCAGUCAUGUCAUCUUCCAUAGGAACCUUGCACACCUCAUUGACUAAUAUUGAAUUAUUUAGUUGAUUUUGGUACUUGGAACUCUAGUAGACUUCCACAAGAUCAGUUAAAUCAAGGGUUCUCUGAAACUUAGAUAAAAUGGCUGUGCUGCCAAUAAAAUUCACCAAAACCAAGAGAGACAAAUUGGCCCAGGUUCUGUGGGUACUAAACUGGGUAUCAAUUGUAACAGGUAUCAUCCUCUUUAGCUUGGGCAUCUUUCUGAAAGUUGAAAUUAACAAGCGGCAGGAUCUAAUGGGCGAGCGCCAGCUCCAAUCUGUGCCAAACAUGCUAAUUGCUGUGGGGCUUAUAGCCUGCAUGAUUAACUUUUUGGGAGGAAAGAUCUGCUAUGACUGUGUGGACACCAACAAGUUCUUACGCUGGAAGUUGGUGAUGCUCCCAUACAUCAUUUGCACGUUUUUCUUCACUCUGAGCGUGCUCGUGGGUGCCUUGAUGUGCUACAGCAUGCACGGGCAGCUGGAGGAAGCACUAACUGUAGGGCUACGUGAUGCUAUGCGUUACUAUAAGGACACGGCCACACCAGGCCGCUGCUUCCUGAAGCGCACAGUGGACCUGCUGCAGAUCCAGUUCCAGUGCUGUGGGAACGAGGGCUACAGAGACUGGUUCCAGAUCCAGUGGGUCAGCAACCGAUAUUUGGAUAUGUCUCAACGGGAAGUGGUAGACCGUCUACGGAGCAACGUGGAUGGAAAAUACUUAAUGGAUGGAGUUCCCUUCAGCUGCUGCAACGUCAAUUCCCCUCGGCCGUGCAUUCAGCACCAAAUCACCAAUAACUCCGCCCACUUUAAUUACUACUACCAGACAGAGGAGCUCAACCUGUGGAUGAGAGGAUGUCACCAGGCUCUGCUAGAUUAUUACACCAACAUCGGGCAUUCUAUCGGCCUCACGGUUCUGAUCAUCUGGCUCUUUGAGCUCUCUGUGUUAACGGGGGUCCGUUACCUCCAGACGUCUCUGGAAAACGUGCUGCGGCAGGGGGACCCUGAGUGUGAGUCUGACGGGUGGCUCCUGGAGAACAGCUUUGUGGAGACGGCUCGCUCUAAUUUCAACGUCAUCAAACACCUGGGCAAGUUCAAUCAGAUAUCAAGCAAUGGAGAUCCAAACAUUGACAAACCACCUACAGCACACUAUGGUCCAGACAAUGUGCCUCCAAAGCCUCUCCCAACGGCCAGUUAGGCCUUCUGAACAGAAACAUUACAUAAGCCACAGCUGACUGGACUGUGAUGCUAUAUGACUUAAAAAUGACGAAUGUGAUUCAGUGAAAAUUGAGGUGGCAUUGCAAAGUAUAAACAAUGUGAAAUUACAACAUACAACAUACUUGAGGUCUGAUGUACUUUAAGAUGUAAGAACUGAACCGAGUGCUGUUUUAACACACAAGGCAAAGCAUCAUGGGGCCUUCAGAGUCUUAAAAUCUUUAAACUGCAUCUCAUUAAGAAUACAACCAUUUAAUUAUUUUGUGUUUUAGAGAUUCUCCUGUGAAUAGUUUGAGUGGAGCUAAACUGUUCACUGUAGGGUUUUCAUUAGAGAUUAACUUGAUGAGUUUUUUUUUUAGUUCCAGAAUCACUGCUACACUGACUUCGAAAAAGGCGAAUAGCUACUGUUUCUUUCCCACAAUCCUCCCAAACGUCUCUUCUGCCGGUGUGCAAGUUUAAAGUACAUAUGGUUGCUCUCUCUCUCUC